Messenger RNA from Triticum dicoccoides, 555 nucleotides. RefSeq lists its product as uncharacterized. The transcript has a single exon. NCBI's taxonomy places the organism in Eukaryota, Viridiplantae, Streptophyta, Magnoliopsida, Poales, Poaceae. Bases 1 to 555 code for a protein of 184 amino acids. The record is from RefSeq and is a predicted model, not a curated record.
AUGGGUCUCGCACGGUCCAUCCAAGCGGAACAUAGAGAUUGGACGUCACAACCAAUCACUUUCGACCACAUGGAUUAUUCCAGAAGCGUUCGAAAUGCAGGAUGGACUGCCCUGAUAUUGGAUCCUAUAAUCGACGGACUACAAUUUACUCAAAUCCUGAUGGAUGGAGGCAGCGACCUAAACCUGCUGUAUCCAAACACAAUCCGCAAGUUGGGGAUAGACCCUACUAAAAUUCGACACAGCCGCACUUCCUUCAAAGGAGUGACGCCAGGCCCUUACGCCAAGUGCACAGGCUCCCUAUUACUAGAAGUCGUGUUCGGAUCAACGAACAACUUUCGAUGCGAAAAACUAAUUUUUUAUAUCGUCCUAUUUAAAAAUGGCUAUCAAGCACUCUUGGGACGAGAGGCUUUUGUCCGUUUCAAUGUCAUACCACACUACGCGUCUCUUACACUCAAGAUGCCCGGUCCACAUGGCAUCAUUUCAGUACGAGGGUCACUUAAAAGACCCCGGACACGGUUAGACGAGUCCGGCAUAAGUAAGAUAGGGGCUCCCUAG